This is a messenger RNA of Quercus lobata, 5454 nucleotides long. It is a transcript of the gene NPG1, whose product is annotated as tetratricopeptide repeat (TPR)-containing protein. The transcript is spliced from 5 exons. The record is from RefSeq and is a predicted model, not a curated record. The coding region runs from base 292 to 2085 and encodes 597 amino acids. Gene Ontology annotation, molecular function: protein binding. NCBI's taxonomy places the organism in Eukaryota, Viridiplantae, Streptophyta, Magnoliopsida, Fagales, Fagaceae.
AGUGCAGUAAGUGAUGACCUCGCAUCCGCAUAAAUAUAUAAAAAUUUAAAACAAAAAAAAUGGAACAAACCUUUUUUGGGGUUUCUCUCUUGUGUCAAAAAACGACCGAAUAUACAUUAUUUAGAUUCACGUUUCAGAUCCCAUCUCUCUCUCUCUCUCUCUCUCUGAAUUUUCAACCAAAAGGUAAAGAUCUCCUCUGAAAAAAAAAGAAAAAGAAAAAAGAAUUGAAUGCUUGUUGUUCAGGGAUGAUGGUAUGAAUUCGAAGGAAGAAAGGGUAGUAAUAAGUCAAAAAUGGAGUUGUGGGGAGAUCACUCGGAUGUGGAAUCGGAUUCGGAAUGGGUUCGAAAAGUUAGCGCUAAUGGGGUUAGCAUGAAAACAACAGAAGUUGAAGCCAAGCUCGAUCAAGGAAAUAUUCAAGAGGCUGAAGCUUCAUUACGGGAAGGCUUAUCACUCAAUUUCGAGGAAGCAAGAUCCCUUCUUGGAAAGUUAGAGUAUCAAAGAGGUAAUGUAGAAGGAGCUCUUCGUGUGUUUGAGGGCAUUGAUCUGCAAGCUGCUAUACAGAGAUUGCAGCCUUCCCUUGCUGAAAAACCGUCUUCCAGGAGGGGUCGCUUUCGCACUGAAUCAGUGCACGCAGUCUCACAGCAUGCUGCAAGCCUGGUUCUUGAAGCCAUAUACUUAAAAGCCAAGUCUCUUCAAAAGCUGGGGAGAGUAAGUGAGGCUGCUCAUGAAUGUAAAAGCGUGCUUGAUGCUGUGGAAAAGAUAUUCUAUCAGGGCAUACUUGAUGUUCAAGUUGACAAUAAAUUGCAAGAGAUAGUCACCCAAGCUGUAGAGCUCCUUCCAGAUCUCUGGAAGCAGGCUGGUUUCUAUCAUGAAGCAAUUGCUGCUUACAGACGUGCCCUUCUUAGUCAAUGGAACCUUGAUAAUGAUUGCUGUGCUAGAAUUCAGAAAGGCUAUGCAGUGCUUUUGCUGUAUGGUGGAGUGGAGGCUGGUCCACCCAGUUUAGCUGUCCAGAUUGAUGGUUCAUAUGUACCUAAAAAUAAUCUAGAAGAGGCAAUUCUACUUUUGAUGAUUCUUAUGAGGAAAUUUAUCCUUGGUAAGACCCAAUGGGAUCCAUCUGUAAUGGAUCACCUAACGUUCGCACUAUCUGUAUGCAGCCAAACACCUGUUUUAGCUAAGCAACUUGAAGAGAUCAUGCCUGGGGUAUAUCAUCGAGUUGACCGUUGGAAUUCUUUAGCUCUAUGCUACAGUGGAGCUGGACAAAACAAAGCUGCAUUGAAUCUAUUGAGGAAAUCUUUACAUAAACAUGAACGACCAGAUGACAUAAUCGCACUGUUAUUGGCUGCCAAGAUAUGCAGUGAGGAUUCCCAUCUUGCUGCUGAGGGAGUGGGGUAUGCACGGAGAGCAAUUAAUCUUGCUCAGGGGAUUGAUGAGCAUUUAAAGGGUGUGGGUCUUCGAACUUUGGGUCUUUGUUUGGGAAAACAAACUAAAGUUUCAUCCUCUGACUUUGAGAGGUCUCAUCUUCAGUCUGAAGCAUUGACGUCAUUAGAGGGGGCUAUUCCUUUGGAGCCUAAUAAUACUGACUUAAUUUUUGAGUUGGGUGUUCAGUAUGCAGAGCACCGAAAUUUGACUGCUGCUUUACGAUGUGCAAAGCAGUUCAUUGAUGAAACAGGGGGAUCCAUAUUAAAAGGUUGGAGAUUUCUUGCCCUGGUUUUGUCUGCUCAACAGCGAUUCUCAGAGGCUGAGGUGGUUACUGAUGCUGCUUUAGACGAGACUGCAAAAUGGGACCAAGGACCACUUCUCAGGCUGAAGGCAAAACUAAAAUUCUCCCAGUCAUUACACAUGGAUGCUAUUGAAACUUAUCGUUACCUCCUUGCAUUGGUUCAAGCUCAAAGGAAAUCAUUUGGGCCUCCUAGAAUUCAGGCUGUGGAUGAUAAAGUCAAUGAAUUUGAAAUUUGGCAUGGUCUGGCAAAGUUAUACUCUAGUCUUUCACAUUGGAAGGAUGCAGAGAUAUGCUUGGGAAAGGCUAGAGAGCUAAAACAGUACUCUGUAGAAGCACUGCACACAGAAGGUCUUGUCUUCUUGUAAUGAUAAACUCCAGUUGAGACUGGUCUGGAACCAGCACCAUCCUAACUCAUAAAAAUAUCUUGGCAAUGUACUUAGAUGAUGAUAUUUUCAAACAUACUUGGGCAUGGUUGGCCUAAGAGUUAUGCAGCAUUAAGGUAGCCCUCAUCCUUCCCAAAACCCUUGCAAUCCAUAGUGAAGGAAGAAUUUGAUCCAAGUUUCUGGUAGGAUGUUGAGAGGCUUACCAAGCAAGGAUGCCAAGAGACCUUACUGGUUAACCAAUUAGCACUUUUGAUAACGUAUACUUUUACCAUGUAGUUCUUUAAAUGAUUUUAAUUUUAAUUUUUAAGCACAAGUUCCUUGUUUCUUGUGCCUAACUUUGAAAGUAAUUCGACACACUCUUCACAAGGUGUAUAAAUCUAGAUAUAUUAUCCAUUAUCUCAUGAAAUUUUGACAUAUCACAUUGAUCGGUCAUCAAUCUAAGAUUAAUGUAGUCUAAUUGUCCUUUCAAAUUCUGCAUUUAGAAUUCUGGAAUCAGUUCUUAGACUUUGCAUGAUUAAAUUCUUUAUGUAAUUUGAUAUAUAAACAACUGGUGUGGUCCGAUCAAUUUCUAGGUGUCAAAAAAGCUUUGCUAGACUUAACUUACCUUGAGUUUGUUGGUGAGACCUAAAUAUUUAAGGCACAAUUUGUUUUGGAGAAGAUGGAAUGUAGGCUGUUUGGAAGAAGUUAUAUUUGUCAAAGGGAGGCAGGCUAACACUGUUGAAAAAUGCGCUUUUGAGUUUACCAACAUAUUCUCUCUCUCUUUAUUUACUAUUCCCUCUAUCAUUGUUAAUAAUAGGCUGAAGAGAUUAUAGAGAUGUUUUUUGUGGGGUGCCUUGGAUGAGAAGUUCAAAUCCUCUUUGGUGUGUGGGACACAAUUUGUUCUGCCAUUGUGUAGGUGGUUUGAGUAUUAGGAAGUUUAAACAAGUCUUAUUAAGAAAAUGGUUAUGGCUUUAGGAAUGAAGACGCAAAUUUUCAGCAACAGGUGGUAGCUAUGAAGUAUGAGGCUUUGAGAAUGAGGCACGUCUUUAUGGUGUCGGGUAAUAGCUAUGAAGUACUGGGAGGAAUAGGGAAAAUAGACUUCAAAAUCGGUUAUAUGGACUUAUGGGUGUAGCUUAUUAAGAAGUAUUAGGGCUAGGUGGGACAGUUUUCUUCAAUAUGUGUAUUUUGAUGUGGGGGACGACACACAAGCAAGGCUUUGGUAUUAUACAUGGUGUGGGAAUCAUUCUCUAAAGGAUGUGCCCUGAUUUUUAUGCCUACUCAGUUGAUAAAAAUGCCUCUGUUCAUUCAGUAAUGGAUAGGCAGUUGGAUGGGGAGGGGUUCUUCCACGGAGGUUUUCAUAAUUAGGAAUUGGAUAUUGGGAAUUGGAGUAAGUGAAUUUGAUAUUUAAAUAUCUGUAGGAGGGAGGGUUGUACUAAGGAGAGAUGGAGAUUGAAAGGGAGUGAUAGUUUGAUGUUUGCUCUUAUUAUUAGGCUAUUUGAGGCACCGAUGCUAAUGAUUUCCCUUGAAAGAGUAUUUGGCAUGUAAAGGCACCGAAGAGGGUUUAUUCUUUGUUACUAUAGCAGCUUGGAGGAAGAUUCCAACCUAUGAUGGGGAGGGGUUCUUCCACGGAGGUUUUCAUAAUUAGGAAUUGGAUAUUGGGAAUUGGAGUAAGUGAAUUUGAUAUUUAAAUAUCUGUAGGAGGGAGGGUUGUACUAAGGAGAGAUGGAGAUUGAAAGGGAGUGAUAGUUUGAUGUUUGCUCUUAUUAUUAGGCUAUUUGAGGCACCGAUGCUAAUGAUUUCCCUUGAAAGAGUAUUUGGCAUGUAAAGGCACCGAAGAGGGUUUAUUCUUUGUUACUAUAGCAGCUUGGAGGAAGAUUCCAACCUAUGAUGGGGAGGGGUUCUUCCACGGAGGUUUUCAUAAUUAGGAAUUGGAUAUUGGGAAUUGGAGUAAGUGAAUUUGAUAUUUAAAUAUCUGUAGGAGGGAGGGUUGUACUAAGGAGAGAUGGAGAUUGAAAGGGAGUGAUAGUUUGAUGUUUGCUCUUAUUAUUAGGCUAUUUGAGGCACCGAUGCUAAUGCUUUCCCUUGAAAGAGUAUUUGGCAUGUAAAGGCACCAAAGAGGGUUUAUUCUUUGUUACUAUAGCAGCUUGGGGGAAGAUUCCAACCUAUGAUAAUAUUGUCAGGGUUCUUAUAUUAAAAAAAAAAAAAAAAUGAUAAUACUGUCAAGGGUGGUUUCUUUUUUAUUGGUUGGUGUAAUGGGAAGACGGUAGAUCUUUAUAUGAUCCAUGGUGAUGUUGCAUAUGCUUUGUGGAGUGUAGUCCUUAGAGCUUUUGGGAUUAAAUGGGUGUUACCUAAGAGGGUAGUUGAUCUCAACCUUACUCGCCAUCCUUCUUAUGGCAAGAAGAACUGCGGUUUGAGAUAGAGCUCAUUGGUAAUAAUAAUAAUGAUUAUCAUUACUGUUAUUAUUAUAAUUAUCUGAUUGUGGUGAAUAGAUGCUUCUGUGUUUUCCGUGUUGAGUUCUAGGGGAGAAGGCAGAAAUCUCUACUGGAAUCUCAGAUUGAUUCAUAAUUUUCAUGAUUGGGAGCUGAAGAGGCUGGACUGCCUCAUUUAGUUAUUAUAUUCUCAUAUUUCUUUUGAUGGUGGUGCUUAUUCUAUGUUAUGUAGACUUACUAGUAAUGGUCAUUUUAGUGAAGUGUGGUUGCUGUUGUUAUCUGAUUGUGGCGGGUAGAUGCAUCAGUGUUUUCCUUGUUGUGUUCUAGAGCAGAGGAUAGUAAUCACUAUCGGAAUCUCAGAUUGAUUCAUAAUUUUCAUGAUUUGGAGCUGAGGGGGCUGUAUUACCUCAUUUAGUUAUCAUAUUCUUAUAUUUCUUUUGAGGGUAGUGCUGACUGUAUGAGAUGGAGACUUAUUAGCAAUGGUCAAUUUAGUGUGCAUUUGUCUUAUGAAUUUUUGGGAGGUGCUAAAAGGCACUUCCAAUGGAAGUGCAUUUGGAAUAGCAAAGUAUUGAAGGAAAUCAUGUUCUUAUAAAUUGCAAACGUUGGAUAAAAUUCCAAAUAUAGAUAACCUUAUUAAAAGGAAUAAGUUCUAGUUAAUUGGUGCUAUACAUGGAUGGGGGUGGUUUGUAACUCUUUAGUUGAGUUUAUGGAUCAUUUGAAUCUCUGACUGUUAUCCUUAGGAAGCUCUUCUUAUUGAGCUUUCCUUUAAUUAUUGAAAUUCCUUAUAAAAGUAAAAAUAUUUAUCAUCAUAAUCAAUUUUCAGUGGAAAUAAUUAGUUGAAAAGCUUGUUACAUGCUGGAAUAUAUGAGAAGAAUGUUGUUCCAUUACCUAAUCCGGUUUAGAAAUUGUCUAUGUAAAAAUUGUCAUUUCCUUUUGUAAUUUC